AUGACGAGUCACUUAACGCGCAUGCAGUAUGAACAGCAAAGGUUGAAUGGUUUGGGUAGAACUGGAAGCUCUUCUUCAUUACGUUCCAAUGAUCCCAUACGUGUUCCAUCAACUAACUCAAUUCGUCCUGUAAAUCAGUCAAUCAAUCAAGAACCUGCAGGAUCUAUUGUAUCAGGCUCUUAUAUAUCAUCUAAAUCCAGAUCACAUAUUGGUUCAACCGGAAACGUUUACCAAAACAUAAUGAGGAGUACAAGACAAACGGAUCCAUCCGUUCAUAUACCAUUAUAUCCGCAGACAGUGGAAAACGGAUCAACUAUUCUAACUAAUAACAAUAGUAGAACUGGUAGCGUUUCAGGUUAUCAACCAUCGGUAUUAUUAGCAAAGUCAACUCAAGGUACUCGUUCACUCUACGCUCCUAGUCAUUUUAGAAUGUCUCGAAGCUUAAAAGCUUCAAAAGCUUCGCUAGCAACAUAUAAGAGUGGUAGAUCAACAAUACAAGCUGAACACCAUGAUCGCAAAGUUCAAAGAGAAAUAAAUUCAGUUAAAUUUGGUCGAGCAAAGAAACUAUAUUGGAUUGCAAUUGGAUUUUAUAUUAUGUUCUUACUGGUGCUAUUUAUCGGCCUACUUAUCACAUGUUUACGGCAUGUUUAUAUGAAUAUAAUUUUAUCAUUAGAUAUUGGUGAAUUAACUGGUCCUUUAUUAAUUGCAUGCUCAUUUUUAUUCUUUGGUGCUGGGAUGAAAUUUUACUACGAUGCCUAUCGACUUGGUUCGGAAGAACGUAAACUCAUUAAGUAUAAAGCAGCUAGCCCAUCUACAGUAGCUGUGACUACUGUUGACCAACGAGUGGCAGAUGGAGAGGAAAAACUUGUCAGUGGACAGACAUCAAAGAAUGCCUUAAGUCGUGCCCCGAUUGGUUCAAGAACAACACUAAUUAUGCCUUGA
Molecule: messenger RNA, 942 nt
Organism: Schistosoma turkestanicum
Lineage: Eukaryota; Metazoa; Platyhelminthes; Trematoda; Strigeidida; Schistosomatidae
Source: the annotation of a GenBank genome assembly